AGUUCAUGUGACUGGGAGUGAUGUAGCGCUGAUCCACAAUUUGGAAUUGGAAAUGAUAUGCCAAAAUUCAUGUGCACUUUUUCAAGCAGAUUCCCAAAAGCUUUUUCGCGGAAAAGGAGGUGUAGUGUUAGUUAUCAAGUGAUCGUAGUAAUGUCACAAACAUGGCUUCUGCGAAAGUCCUUGACAGUAGAUGGGUUCGUAGGUACCGUAUAUUUUUCGUAGCAGGUACUAUUAUUCUAGGCAUCCAAGUCUUCCUCGCGUAUAAGUUUUUUCCUGGUGAUAAUGAUGUCAGUGAAAAACUUCAAGAUCAAAGAGGUGUAUCAGGAAAAGGGAGGGUAAACAUAGAGGUAUUACAUGAAGAUCCUAAUGGUGCAGUUUCAUCAAGGAGAUUCAAGGAAAAUUACUUAGUUGUAGAUGAUGAGGACAGCCCAAGCAAUAGCAACCCUGUGAAUGGCCUUUACAACAAACAUAAAGUUCCUCCUGAUAAAUAUGACGUAGCAGAUAGCAGAAACCCUGCAGUUGCAGCAGAAAAAGUGCCUCAGCAUUCACACAGUAGGAAUAGGGUAAUUCAAUGGGGAAAUCGGAGUAGCUUAAGACUGGAAGAAUUAGAUUUUGUACCUGUUUGUGAUAUAACAACCAAAGAAGCAAUAUCAGCAGUUCACCGAGCUAAGACACAACGAUGUAAGCAGCAACUAGUGAACAUUACGUGCCUUAUACAGCAGGGGCAGCUGUACCCAGAACGUCUUUCUAGUUCUUGCCCAUCACAAGGUUUUACUGCUGGAAAAUCCCUUGGAUGUUACCGUGAUGAAAAAACAUUUCGGCUGCUAUCUGGAUAUUAUGCAAAUUUUAAAACAACAAAUUCUCCACAGUACUGCAUCAAUAUGUGCCUUCAGUCUGGCUUUCCCUAUGCUGGUGUACAGUACUCUACUGAGUGCUUCUGCGGAUAUGAGGAGCCUCCGUCCACAUCACGGCUUCCUGAUUCAUCCUGCAACAUGAAGUGCCCGAGUGACGCCCAUGAAGCCUGUGGUGGAUACUACACAAUCAAUGUCUAUGAAACAGGCAUUGCAAAAUUUAUGCCUCAAGUGCCAAAUAUUAAACCUGAAUCUGGAACGCAGCCUGUAAGAAUAGCCUAUCUACUAACAUUGAAUGGUCGAGCAUUACGCCAAGUACGCAGAUUAUUUAAAGUGCUAUUCCACAGGGACCACUUCUUCUUCAUCCAUGUAGAUGCUAGACAAGACUAUCUUUACCGAGAGCUAUUGACUCUGGAGCACAACUUUCCUAAUGUGAAGAUUUCACGAACACGUUUUGCGACCAUCUGGGGUGGUGCAUCAUUGCUACAAAUGCUUUUAACAUCAAUGAAAGAGCUUCUGGACUCAGACUGGAAGUGGGAUUUUGUUAUAAAUCUGAGUGAAUCAGACUUCCCUGUCAAGACAGACAGAGAACUGGUUGAAUUUUUGACUGCCAACAAAGGCCGCAAUUUUGUCAAGUCUCAUGGUCGUGAAGUCCAGCGCUUUAUUCAGAAGCAAGGACUUGACAAGACAUUUGUAGAAUGUGAUGCACAUAUGUGGCGCACUGGAGAUCGCCGACUCCCAUGGGGAAUACAAGUUGAUGGUGGAAGUGACUGGGUUGCUCUGUCACGACAGUUUGUGGCCUAUGUAGCAAGCAAUGCAUCAACUGAAGAUCCUCUGCUUAGCGGUCUUGCUGUAGUAUUUCAUCACACUUUAUUGCCUGCUGAGACUUUCUUCCACACUGUGCUGCGGAACUCACGUUUUUGCAACACGUAUGUAGACAACAACCUACAUGUGACCAACUGGAAACGGCGACUGGGAUGCAAAUGUCAGUACAAACAUGUUGUUGAUUGGUGUGGUUGCAGUCCCAAUGAUUUCAGGAUUGAUGAUUGGCCACGCCUCCAGGGAACAGAAGGGCGACAGCUGUUUUUUGCUCGAAAAUUUGAAGCUAUUGUUAACCAGGGAAUCAUAAACCAGCUGGAUGAGUGGUUGUAUGGUCCACACACUGCAAGUAUUACUGGGCUUAAUAGUUAUUGGCAGAAUACAUACCACAGUGAUGAUCUCAGCCCAUCACCUGACGAUGCACUUGUAACACUCGCCUUCAGUCUUGCACGUCUCACUGCAAAAGAUAUAAAUAUUAAUAAUGAUGGGUGCUCCCUGAGUGUGAAGAAAAUUGUAUCGGUCACUUCAUACCACUUCAAAGACAUCUACAAGGGCUCAUUGAUACUGUUUGAGGCACAACUAGAAGAAGCAAACAGAAUUGCAACUGUUAGACUGGAAACCUGGAUAAAGCCUCAGGAUCACAUUCGAAUUUUUGACCAUGGUACCCUUCAGUCUGUGAUCAAGUCGGCAGUUGUGAGCUCUGAUUACGAUCAAAAAGAACAGCUGUUGAGGAAUCAUAUACGGAGCUUAGGCCCUUUCUCAGAACCAGCAUUGGCUGUUGAGAUAGAACCAGCAUUAGGAACUAAUUCAGCAGUAUCACUAAAUCUGACAGCUCUCUGGAUAGACCCAGCAGGAAGACUUGCCCAGGUUGCAGACAUUCAUGUUGAUGAUACUACCUUGACUGGUUCAGUGAAACCAACACUUCGAGACCCACUACUUCCAGGUGCAUGGAAAGUGAAGCUGUUACACAAGGAUUCUCCAUUAGUCCAAACAGAAUUUGUUGUUAUGCCGCUAGAAUUUGUAUCAGGCGUGCCAGUGAGUCAGCAGCAAGCAGGGUUUAUUCAUAAUGGGCCUCCUCAAAUAUUUAGUGUUGAUGAAGGCUCUGAGUGGGACAAACAUCUGACCUUGAGCUCUGAAGAAAGGGCCAGUCUGCAGAGAAGAAGUGUAACCAAUGCUCGUCGAUUUGGACUUGAUCUGAGGGAAUGGAUCGAUUCGCUUACUACAAAAUUCUAUAAAAUUUUGGACAAGUGUGUCGACACAAUGCAGAGACGACCUGAUGCACUACUCUGUGGGAAUUUGCAAAUAGAACCUUGUGCUGCAACUUUUUGGAGCUCACUGUCUCCUGAUCCAAAGUCUAGUAUCACAACUAUUGAGCCUGCAACGGGUCGACUGCACAGGUGAUGACUGGGGUUACUUUUUAGGUAUAUUUCAAAUUUGUGAUCAACAUGACAUUCAAAAGCAAUACUGAAAAGUCAUUCCACUAUUUAAGAGUCUCCUUCUAAAGCCAUUUAAAUAUUUGACAGGCAAUCAUAUACAAAAUGAAAGCUUUAAUGUCUGUUUGAUUUUUAAAUGGUCAUUGUUAUACAAAAAUUUUAAAGAUAAAUUUGAAAUGCCAUAUUUCUGUACCAUGUGAUAUCCACUACUUGAGUUUAGCUUUGCUCAGAUUACAUAUAAGAUAGUUUACAAUAAAAGUUUUCUAUUAAUUCAUGAAAUGUUUUGUGAUAAGACAUCAACAUAUGACCGGUGCUCAUUGUACAUGUAUAUAUGUCAGAUUUCAUGAACUGCUCCUAUGUAAAUCUGUACCGUAUUUUGAAGGGGUGUAUAAAGUAUUAAUUCAAAGAAGUAAUAAUCAUCAAAUCCAACAUGAAGCUCAUAGCUGAAUGUUGAUUUGGUGAAUAUGUUAUGUACUUACUGUGUAAGUUUGUUGACCUUUACUGUUAAUGGAGAACAUUAAAAAUCUGACAACAAAAGUUAAUUCCUCAUUGUGCUGAAUAUAUAUAUACAGUAUAUAAAUCAGUCAUAAUUCAUGAAUGCCUCAAAAAAUAACAUAAAACUACAGAUAUUUUUUUCAGUUUCCUAUAACCCAAUAGAUACUACCUUUGUACUGAGCGUGGCAUUUGCUGUGAUCCUUGUAGGCUCCUUAUAUUAGCUGAUAAUCUGAUUUCAGAUUCCUGAUUGUUAACAUAUCAGAGAGAAAUCCUUGCACAUCCUUAGAUGUUGAAAUGAGAAGAAGGAAAUGGGUUUAGAUUUAAUGUUCUUUCAAUGACAAGGUCAUUAGAAAGAGAUAGUUGGUGAUAGAUAAUGGAUACAUCAUUAAAAUGAAGUGAUCAUAUGGCAUUAUUGGCCGGGAGACCCAGCCUGGGGUUGUUUGGCUGCCUAGUGCAGGUCUUUUUAUUUGAUGCCACAUUGGUGAUUUGCAUGUUGAUGAUGAUGAUAACACAACACUCAGGCCCUGAGCAGAUAAAAAUCUGCAACUUGGACGGGAUUAAAACUUGGGCCCUCCUGCAUGGCAGCCAGCUGCACUGAUCACUCAGUUACAGAGAUGGAAAAAUACAUCAUUAUAUUGAUGGGAGAAUAGAGAGGACGAAAUCUGGUGCUGACACAAUAGUAGCAGCAUUAAAAUCACUGAUCUUAAUUCAAUGAAUGCCUUAUGACUUAAUCAAAUAAGGCACUACAUAGCACAGGAUUUAAUGAAGAUAGCAGAAUCUUCUUUUUACUGUGUGACAGUAGGUGGACACACAAGAAGAUUAACAACAAUAAUAGUUUUCAUAACCAGCAUUUUUCCUCAUUCAGUAAGAGGGAAAACAGAACUAUUCAACACUUAAAUACGAAAUUAAGCCUGAUACCUGGGAUAAAGACAACAGAAUAGGAUCAGAAGGAAACUAGUUUGUUGGACUGGAUUGUAGAGUUUCCUCUAAUCAAUUAUAUUUUUUGAUAGAUGAAGGGACCCAUGGCUCCAAACAGUAGACUUUCUGUCAACUUUUCUUUGAUUUUUUAAUCUGUGCUAAUACUUUGCAAGUGAUUUUUUUCCUAAAUUUAUUCAAUAUAGAAUUGAGCAAAGUUUUACAGAAAAAAAGUAAGGGUUACAUUUUCUUAAUGGCCCACAUAGAUGAUUAAAAAUUUUGUCAAGUUUCACAUUAUUUGCCACUCUGCUGUUUCGUUUGGUGUGUUUGUCAAAUUUGUGCUUCAUUUGACAUAUUUGAGAGAAAGUUUGAUUAUGGCCCAUUUGACAAACAGUUUCGACUGCUGAUGCAUGUAUUUGUUGAACAAUAGUCAAUUGCUAUUGUCUGUAACUGAGAGAUAUCUAUCAACUGGAAGAGAUUUCAGGGACUUAAAGUGUGAAUCUUACAUUGCAUCUUGUAUGUUGCCCAACGGUGUCAAAAUAUUUCAUGACACAAUACAUACAGCAUGACACUGCUUAAAAAGUGACACCAAAUUGUUUGCUGUGUUGUGCAUUCGUUCGGAGAAACCAAACAGUGAAUUUGACAGACAAGUUUUAUUGUUUACAGUGGCCUUUAACAGAUGAAUACUGUGUAAUCCUAAAUCAGCUAAAUACAUUACCAAUCAACCCACAGAGAAGUAUCAGUCUGUCAGAUAAUCUGCUCCCUGUCUAGGUUCGAACCUGGUCUUCAUGUAGUUUUCACUUAUAAAGGAAAAUAUUUUAUUUCCUAAACACAUCAGAACCUUUCCAUGUGAGCCAAUCUGUCAUUUGAAGAUAAUUCUGUGACGCCAGAAGAUCUGGAUCAGAAAUUAAUUCAUUCCUUUGUGUGCUGAAUCUGCAACUCAGACUUUGUCUUUCUCACAUGAUUAUUUUAUUGCAAAACUGUGUGUGAGACACCCAGAUAAAUGGCCUUCUUACGAGGUGCUAGGGUGAAGAUCAUCCAGGAGAGAAGUAUAGCAGAGAUUUUGCUCCACAGUUAUCAGUUUGUAAGUAAUAUGAUGCAGAGGUUCAGAUGACUCUCCUUAAUAACUGAUUGGCUGAACUUUUUGUAUUAAUUCAAACAUCAAGUCAGUGUCAAAAGUAUUACAACGAUAGACCAAUAACCACCCUCAGCAUUUUAUAAGAGCAGAAAUGUUGUUUCAAGGGAUACAGCAAAUAUUACUGAAUUAUAAUGAAUCAUUUAUUUCAGUCACAGUUGCAAAAUGAUACAGGUGAUCAUCACUAGUUUCAAUGGUUAGGUGACCAUAAUCAAAUUUUGACUGGUUGGUUACUGUUUAACAUAUUGUGAGUGUCAAAUCACUGUGUCAACAUUAAAAUAGCCUAAUGGCCAAAACCAAUCACCAUCACAUUUAUUGUUUUGCAGCUGUGACUGAAAUAACAGAAACAGAAUGGAGGGCUUAGGUUUUAGCUUUUCCUCAGAGUUACUAACAGUUAUCAGAACUUGUCUUCUGACUAUCCUUAACAGUUCUGAAUGAUAAUGGCAGUUCAGUAACUUAGCUGACAUAUCCAUUCUUCAUCUGUGCUUGCCACCAUUUAAGACUCUGAGGUAAGUGCUGGCCUGUGCUCCAUCAUAAGCAUUCAGUUGCCUAUCCCACUUGAUCAAUAAUAAAAGUAGUUCUUUGCCACAGCAGAAACUUCUUUUAAAUGUAAUCAGUCACUGAGGAAGACGAAAAUAUUGAUAGGAAAGAUGACUGUAGCUGUUUUUCCGUUAUUAUAAUUACAUUGUUACAAAACAUGCAAGUAGCACUUCAAAUGGGUUUUGAGUUAUCUAUCCAUACUAAUUUUUUGGGAAACAAAGUUUUAGUUCAUGGGUUCUUGUUAUGUUUGUAGUAAAAGCUGAAUUUAAAUUUCCCACUUCCAUAAACAAAUAGUAACAGCUGUGUGAGAGAAACAUCUGCCAGCUACCAUUAAAGAGAUGUGUAUAUCUAAUUCAAAACAUUAUAAAUGGCAUAGUUUCCAUCAAGUUAGUUUUCUUAUUUAUAACAGUCAAACGAUUAAGAGAUAACUGUGGCGUAUUCUCCAGACUAGCAUGAUUUUGUGGUUGUGCAGAGUAGAAAAAGAAUUUUGAUGUUCCUCAAUGAAAACAACGUCCUCGGCUGAUUACUGUUUUCAUAAGUACCAAAUAUGUUUUCCAUUGAAUACCAUUUUCCUCUGCUCUCACCUUAAGAAUCACAAGAAAAUAUCAGAGACCUCUUUAACAUAUUUUAAAUAAUGAGAUGUAUUGAUGUAGUCAGGCAGUUAUUCUGGCUAUUAUUACUUGUAUUCAUGUGCAUCUCAAGGCCUAAAGUCACCUUUUCACUUUUUCCAUGUGCAAAACUUAAAUAUUUCAUGUAUAUAUUCAGCACAGAGACAUAUUUCUCUUUCAAUAUAUAAAAAAUGUUUUAUUGUCUACAUCAGGGAGUUGUCUACUGUUAUCAAGGGCUAUAUAUGAAGUACUGAUAAUUUUAUAUGAGGCAGAUGAUUUGGGACUUACUAUUGUUUUGAAUAUCACACCGAAUAUGUUGGUUUUUAUUUAGCAAGUUAUGUGACAUUUGUUACUCAAAACUAGUAUAGAAUGAGUGUUCCUUAGUCAUAGCCAUUUUUUCAGUGCCAUACAGCUUUCAUACUGUAAGACAUUAAAUGUCGAUUUUAUGUAUUGUAUUAUUCAUUUAAAGUCUUUAAAGUUUUGAUAAGAAUGUUUAAAUUAUUUGUGAUCUGAUGAUGACUGUUGAAUGUAUGAGACUGUCAUGUGAUUUAUUGUACAUUAUGGGAAAUUAAUAUGUUUUAUAUUCAAGUACAUAAAUGUAAUUUAUACAAAUGAAAAAACUGACAUUUUUCAUACAUAUGUAUUUUAAUAAAUGCUCAUAAAAGAACAACUUCACUAUAAAUA
Molecule: messenger RNA, 7480 nt
Organism: Schistocerca gregaria
Lineage: Eukaryota; Metazoa; Arthropoda; Insecta; Orthoptera; Acrididae
Gene: oxt
Product: xylosyltransferase oxt
Exons: 16
Coding region: 162-3071 (969 amino acids)
Biological process (GO): chondroitin sulfate proteoglycan biosynthetic process; heparan sulfate proteoglycan biosynthetic process
Cellular component (GO): membrane
Molecular function (GO): protein xylosyltransferase activity
Source: RefSeq, a predicted model, not a curated record